UCUACACAGUUCAAUGGACUUUCAGGUUGAGUCCAACACGCACACUCGCUCGCUCACACUCAACUCACACUUGACCGGGAUUAUUAAUAGCAUGUUUCACUUCCACAAUGCACCAGAGAAGUGCAAGCAAAGCAGUUUGGUGCUCUGGGACCAAAGAUGACAUACUGUUUUUUUUUUGUGUAUUUAGGGGGAGGGGGUAAACUUACGUCAACCAGUGACUCAAAAUCGCUGUUUCACACUUCCUGGAAGAGCUCAAAAGAGUGGCGUACCCCCUCCUCUUUUAACUCCUCCCUAUACCUUCCCCCCUUUACUAUCCUAGAAGCCCAAAACGCACACACACACACAUCCUCAUUCAGGAAAAAAUUGAGAUUUGCUGACACAGACAUGCCCACAAGAGAGCCACAUUGUUUGCAGUCUGCUGUUGGAGAAAAUUGCAACAGACAGAAGGGACUUGGUGGUGUAUGUAGCAGAGGGCCGGCCACAUGACAGAUGCAUGACUUUUGCAACUUGAAGGAAGGAGAGUGUUUGGAGAGAUGUUUUUUUAUGGCAAUGCACCGAUUAGGACUUUUUCCAUCUUCACUUUCAUCUCAAGCACAACAUCUUUUAUAUCCUUUGCUCGUCUCUUUUCUCUCCUCCCUCUCACCUUGUCUCUAUCUGUCUGCCUCUUUCACCGGCCACACAUCUAUACACUGAAAGAGACAGCCCUAACACAGAGAGACCCUGAGUGUCUGACAGAAGCUUAUAGAGUUAGAGACUGUCUGAGUCUGAAUAAGUCUUGAUCUGCAGAGGUAGAUACACAGCAGGCGCAUUUACAAAGAGAGGCAGGCGGAGGACGGGCUGCGAGAGAAAAGAUGAAGAACACAAGAGAGCGUGAGUGCGUGAGAACGAGAGAUGUACUGUAGGGAGCUGGAGGGAGAAAGUAAGAGAGAGACGGAGGGAGAAUAGAUGAGCAUGAGAGUGUGUGAGAGAGAUAAAUAGAGACAGAGCGAGCAGGAGGAGGGGGAGAGUGUAAACAGCAGAAGGUUCACUGGGUUCAGUGUGCAGUAGAGGAGCUGAAAGAUGGGCAUCAGAAUCCGAAGCCCAGGGGGCCGGAUAGUGGUGCGUGACUCACAUACUCAUGCAUAUAUUCACGCACACACAUGCACGGAGAAAUGCCGUUUUAUUUUCAAACAUAAACUAUUAUACACACAAACCCCAGGGAGAUAAUCUAAGACAUAAAUAAUAGAGGCGUUUAAUAGUGUGACAUAUUGGCUUCCUUUUCAUCUUCAUAGUAUGAUACCACACAACAAAAAGACCUUUAUAAUCUCAUUAGCAUUAAAUAUUGCUUUAUGCCGCUAUUAAGACUGCACAGAUUUAAUCACUGUAUUGCUAUGUGCUGUAUAUAUAUCAUUGACUCAUUCUACAAUGAAGUCAGCUUAGCUUUACGUCGUGUCAACAUGAAAAAACACACAUCACACACACACUUAAUGUGACAUUUUCAAGGACAGGAAACACUGAAUAUAUUUGGCCUUUAUAUUUACAGGUCAGCCAAAACAUUUGACUGUGUGGUUUACUUUUUCCAUCUGAUAAUGACUAAUAUCGACAUAAUAUACCAAGUUCACUGCUGUAUAUCAGAGGCAGAGCUCAGCGUGACGAGUCAAACCGAUACUGUCACUCAUCCAGACCAAGCAGCCUGUUUUCUCCACAUGAGUCACUAGAUUUCAUUUUGAGUCUGAAAAACACUGCACACACUUGCAAAACCAUCAUGUUAACCCCAAACUGAUCUCUCAGAGAGCACACGCUCUUACAGCUCAUCAACAGGGAUUCACGACUUCAAACGGAGUUACUUUUGGAGCCAAGUUGAAAUGACAAGAUGCACAUCCACAGCAGCAAAAGGACAAAGCACAACUCCCAAGUUUGAUAUUAUACCGAGCUGGGAGGCUGGGAGAAACUUUUCAUCACAUGACAGGUGAGGUUUACUGUAAAAGGAGCGUAUCCAGUGUGGUAGUUGUAUUUGUGAAGCCCUGCCACUUUCCAUGGAGCCGUCACUCACUGAGUCAUAUCCUUUACAAAGUCUGGCAAGACAAAGCUCCAUUUCACACAAAAGGCUGUGCAUCUCACAGCAGAAGCAAGAACAAUCCUAACAACUUUCUUGUCUCACAAUGGCUAAUUAACACCUUGACAGAGCCGCAUGCUCCUCUCUCUGAGAACAAAGACAUUGCUGCUGUCGCCUCUCCGUCCUGCCACAUUUAGCAAACAGCACCUACAUACUGUCUAACAGGGAGGCUCAGAGGCACAACUGUGAACACUGGCAAGCAGGUGUGCACAUUUGUGCAUUUGGCACUUGGAUGUCUGUUGCCAUGGUGACCCCCAGAAUAUCCCCAUACAGCACAAUGUGAUAUUUUUAAUAAAGUUUGAGGGCUCUGACUUUAAUGUCUGGAGCGGCUGUGAAGAUGUAAUGUGCAGAACUUUUUUCCCAUCUGUCGCCAAGGCUGUGUGCGUUUCUCAGACAGGAACAUCCAGCAGCUUAUGCUGGUAGGCAUAUGGUGUAGUGAAUAACUAUAGUGUACUGUAAAGGUGAAGGGAAUACUGGCUGUAGUGGAUGUGUGUAGUUGUGUAUGUGCAAGCUGUGCAUACAUGUGCCAGAGCCUGUCCUUAUGUGUGAGUGCACAUGCUUAUGUGCAUGCGCAAAAUGUGUAUAUUUACCACAGUGUGACUCACAAGCCACAUCAGAGACUGUGCAGCAGAGGACUGAGACAACACAGUUUCAAAGAGGAAGCCAGCACUGAUAGUGCUGAAAGAGCAACAGGCACAACACACAUAUACAUACAUACACACACUCACACACACACACAAACUCACACAUGAUUACACAGUCUAACAGUUACUGGAAAUCCCCUUUUGUUCACCUGAAUGAAUUCAGCUCUAGAGUAUUUGAAACCCCAAAAGCAAGUUUUUAAUCAUGUGUGUUGGGUUUAUGUAUAGAAGGAAAAAAAAUGUCAUUAAAGCAGCCUCAAUAAUGAGAGGAAAUUCAAAUUUUCUUUUAAUCUUUCUUUCUUUCUUUCUUUCUUUCCAUUAUCAUGCAAAUUGGAGCUAGCUUCUGCAGCUUCAUCUUAAAUAUUCCUACUCUUUUAGUAACAUUAAUUUUUAAGACAAUAAUCUUGAUAAUGUGUUGAUUCCCAUAAUGUUUAUUAGAGUAAAUAGUUUAUGGAGUUCAUUCUUCUUAUUUUUUAUUUAUAUUUUUAUCAUUUUUAAAAAUCUUUUCUGAUUACUUAUUAUAUUGUUCUCUUUUCGUGAGCUGCCAUCAUAAGAGAUCUUAUUUAACUUAACUUUAUAUUAUUUUAUCUUACAGGAAUUGAGAAGUCUUUUCACAGAACAGAAAAAACUGAACCUACACAGUUCAUUUGAGGAAUCCCACCUCUUGCACAUAACGUCACACAGCAGGUCUUUUCUGAGUCAAACUGCAAUACACAACCUUCUCCAGCAGAUGUUAGUAUUAACCCAACAAUGAGGCUACAGUGAGGAUCCUUUAAGGUUAUGUCAUUAUUCAGGGAAAGGAAGGUGCUCUGUACUUCUGUGAGCCAUGACUAAAAAAACAAUAACAAAUCUCUGACAUCUUUAAGAAAUAUCAAUACUCAAAAAUACAAAAAGAUUCACUUGACUUUUUUUGUUCCCUGUGAAAAAAUGUAAGAUGUAAAUCAAAGUGUUUGGUUGGAGGAGAAUAUCCGUCUCAGGGUUUGUAAGUGCCCACAGUAGUGUGAAGGAAGCAGCACAGGCUGUAAAUCACAUUGUAUUAUACGUCCCUGUGUUCUUCUGCCGUCUGUAGAAAGUUUUUCAUGGCAUUAGUGGUUAGACUGAGGCAGCCUCCUCCAGCUGAAGUGUGAUGUAAUUGGCUGUUAGAAGCCUCUUAUUAGGGAAGGGGGAGUCAGGACCUGCAAUAGCCCACGAUGCUAAGUGCCUAUUAACCCCCCAUGUGUGACAUUUAGCAGGUGCAUUUGCUACACUAAGGGUUCUUGUGAGAUUAUGUGUGUUUUAAAUGCUGGCUUUAGUGUGCGUGCCUGUGAGUUCGUGCUUGCAAUAAGAAACCCCUUUUUCCAAGGCCAGACAAAUAACCAGUUGGUUUUGGGAAACAGCAGCUCAUGACUGAAUUAUAUGUUUAGAGAAAUGUUUCGAUUGGCAGAAUUUUUUUUUUUCAGUGGCAUCCUAACAUGCACUUUCAUAUUCAUUUUGUGAAAUUUAUAUUAUAUUUAACCCUUUAAUGCCUAAAACUACAAGUUAUGGCCAGAAAAUUCAAAUUUUUUGGGAGCUGAAAUGUUUAUUUCACUUAUUACUGAAAACACAAAAAAAUUUAAAUGUCCUUAAAAUUUAUCAAAUAUGUCUAUUUAUUUAGUUUGACACAUAAGAUGUUUUUGGAAAUUGAUAAACCACAAAAGGACAUUUUUGUCAUUAAUCGGACUGUAUUAAGGUGUAUUUCUAGUAAUUUGUUGAUUAUAUUGAUUGAUAGAAGAAUCAUAAAAGUAUGUUUCAAAUAUGAUACAAAAGGCAAUAAAUGGUUAAAAAAUGCAAACUAAAUAAACAUGUCUACAGAUUCAUAUAAAUGCACUUUUGAUUAAAAAAUAUGUUGAAAGAAAUGAAUAAAUAAAGGAAAAAUAAUUAAUGAAUGAAAAUUUAUCACCACAGAUUGUUUCAAAAUAGGUGUUAACUAUUUAAAGCUCCUGUCAGGAACUUUUAGUUUGUGCAAAUUUUAGCGAGUCUUCUUUUAUUUUGUCCUCUACAUGUUUAAGUUAUGUCUUCUAACAAAAAAAGCUCAUCCCACAGGGGUGCAAGGUUGGUCGAGUGGGUUAGUAUGCCCAAUGGGAAUCACAGUCCCGCAGCGGAUGCAGGCUCAAAUCCAGCCCCAACCACGUGCUGCAUGUCCUCCCCUCUCUCACCAUGUCCAAAAAUUUGACUCUGUCAAUAAAAGGCUAAAAUUGCCCAAAAAUAUUAAAAAAAAAGAGAUCAUCCUGCUGCUUUUGACACUCAAUGGUAUCGCUUCCUAGUGAAUAUUAAAUGGAAAAAAAAAUGUUUUCAGUGGCUCCAUGUACGCCUGCCCCUCUCACUUCAUGUACUAAACAUAACAGAAUAAAAGUCAUUGAUCAUGUCUCUGAUGGUUUUGUUUGCUUUUGUGUAUCAUCAGAAGUUAUCAAUAUGAACUCCAUCCAAUUUCAUGGAUGUUAAAAAAAAACUCUCACAGGAGCUUUGAGAACACCACAAAAAGAAUGAAUAAUUUAAACUCACAGCAAAAAAUCUCCACCAGUGUUUUCGGAGAAUGGAUCCGGGACCGUCUGCGGCUACAAAUCCAUAUUUAAUGAUGUGCUUUCUAAGAAGCUUUCAAGCCCAGAUGUUAUCGAGUCACUAAUGAAGGGCAGUUGGUCUCUCACCUUUUAAUUAGCUGUCAAGUCUCAGACGCAAGAGUCGGUAAUCUGUGAGGUUGCUCAGCUGUUCUUUUUCCUGAAGCAAUGCGAUCAAACUUUCACUCAGACAGAAAGAACCAACAAGACAAACAAACAAAACAACGAGGGAGAAGAAUUUUUACAAGUGAAAUGGAUCCUUCACAGCUUAAACACUUUGAAGCCUGUUUCUGAUUGAUUAAUAAAUAAAGAGUGAUUUGUAAACACAUAAAAGGAACUCUAACGGUUUCAUAUACUCUGCAGGGAAAUUACAGUUUAGUUUGUGCAGCUAUUUAAUAGUCUUUUGUGAUAAGAGCUCGGCUUUGAGAGUUUUAAUUUAUCAAGAGGGCUGCAAUGCAGAGCUUUGUCACAAAGUUUUGAAGUGAUUUAAGAGACACAAACAGUGUGAUGAAAAAGCCUUGAAGAACUGAAGUGGAGCAAGUAAAAUCCCAGCGUUAGUUGAUUGGAAGAUUAGCCCCUCCACCACCAAGAGAGGAACUUGAUGAAAACAUUAAUGUCCACUUCAGGAGAAGUCUAAAUCCAUUUGUUGAUACUCCAAAACCACUAGUUAAAAGUUUGCUAUUACCAAUUAUUGACGAAAACAUCGCAAUCUCAUCAUCAUCAUCACACGAUCUGAUCUGUGGCUGUUAGUCUUGCUCACACAGGGGAAGACAGGAGCAAAGCUGUCAAAUGGAGUUGGAUCAGCUAGCUGGCAUCCCCGUUUAACGUUUCAUUCACAGAUUUUUCCUUGUUUGUAUUGAAUGUUUUAUGUACUAACAGAAUUACAUAAAGUAUCAACGUUGUGUGGAGGUCUGGGACAGUGCCUGUGAAGAGGCAGACCACGGUAACAGUGGCUCGUUCCCUGUUGGUAUAGAGAGUGAGUUACUGCGCCAAGUGGAGGAGCUCAGGGUCUUGUUUAUGUGUGGGGGUGAAAUGGAUUCUGAGAUUUACGGUCGGUUGGUGCUGUGUCAGCCGUAUUGCAGAUAUUGUGCUUGACCACGGUGACAAAGGGGGGAACUGAAGCUGAAAACAAAGCUUUUGAUUAACCAGCUAAUCUACGUCCCAAACACUUACCUUCAGUCAUCGGUUAUCGUAAUGGCAAAAAACACAAGAUCGCUGAAACAUGAUUAACAGAUUUUUAAAAAGCUUUGUGAUUCAAGAGGCACGCAGAUGGCCGAGUGGGUUAGUGCACUCCAUGAUUGGGGACCAUGUUCCCCGCAAUGGUCGUGGGUUCAAAUCCAGUCCAUGUGCUGCAUGUCUUCCAUCCUCUCCAUUGCCCCACAUUUCACUCUAUCCUAUCAAUAAAAGACAAAAAUCACCCAAAAAAUACUUUUAAAAAAAGCCCUGAGUUUCUCCCACUGCUGUAUUUAAUACUGCCAUUGCAGCCUCUGUCUGAAACACCUUCUUUUAUCUGCUGUCUCUUUUGCAUUUUCUUGUGAAUGUGGAAAAGCAUUAUACCCAGUCUUUAAAUGUUUUUGAGGCACAUCCAAGGGAAGAUGGCCUUGGGGUUGACGGAGAGCUCACUCGCAAGAUUGAACAACCCACCUGGCCAGGUGGAGCUGGACGAUGUGUGGGAAGAGUUAUGGGAGCUGCCUCCAAGAGACACCCCUGAACAAGUGGAAGAAAAUAGAUGUGUGGAUGGAUUAUCACUGCAAAAUAACCCUAAGAUAUCCUGAGGGAUCAAAUGUUAUAAUGUUAUUCUUUUCUAUUGUCUGUAUGCUAUUUUAACAAUGGGAACUUUUGGUGAUUCCUUGUUUUUGUUGUUUACCAGCAAAAACUUAAUUUUCAGUCAGUGUGUAAAGUACAGCAGCUGUAUGUACAAGUUGGUGUUACAACACAAGAUCCAAGAGUGUAGCUGCACUGACAGAUCUAUCAGAUUUUUGAUGACUAAUAAAAGCUGAUGAAUCGUACGAUGACUUUCUGCAGGUAACAGGAUUGAUAACAGCUCUGCACAUGGACUGUUUCACCGCCUGCAGCCAAAACCACUUGAAGGGUUUGCAGACAUACUGAUAAUAAAAAUCUUCUGAUAACAAACUCGGAUCAUGUCCCAACAGGAUUUACAUUUUUCUGCAGAAUCUAAGAGACUUCAUGUUUUUUUUUUCUGCUUUUUGGAAAUGUUUUCCACCAGGAUCAUCUCCAAGUAAGCUUUUUUAGUUAUAUUUUUAGGCAUUUGUGUCUUUAUUGGAUGGGAAAAGGAGACAAGAAAUGUGGGGAGUAGGUAGUGCUUUGACGAUUAGCGCUCCAAACUGUUAUUUUAACGGUAUAAAAUCUUAUUCUGGAAAAAAAGUGAGGGAAAAAAAUCCAAUCAGUUACCGUGACAGCACAUGACUAAACAUUUCUCUGUGAUUCACAUAGAUUUUCCCCUAUAGGAUAUGCGGUGCAGCGAUCGUGUGAAUUAAAGGGUUUUUUCUGUUGCUCUGAAGAGGUCGUGAUUUAUUUACACGCAGUGCAACUUCCCUCCUCUCGGUUUACUUCUAAAGCUUUCAUCUGACAACAAAGUGAAUAAAUAAAUUAGUUACAUAAAUAAGUAUAAAGCUGUUUGAGAAGGGAUGGUUUAAAGCUGGUAUAUUCCUGUAUAUUAUGUAAAAUACUCCUUCUGAUCCUGUUGACCCCCUCCCUGUCACCAGUUGGUACAGGCCACAAUGCUGUAGCCCACUAUCACUCUCCCCCCCUCUAGUCCCUAAGCUGCACAGCUCCUUACAACCUCACUGAGCCAGUCUGACAGAGAGCGCGCGUGUCUGUGCAUUUGCCUGAGUGUGUGUGCAUGUGUGUGUGUGUUUGGGACACGGGGAGGCAGCCAAGAUGAAAGUGUGAAGCAGUGAGAGGAAAAACCUAGAAAGAACAGCAAAGGCGAUCAAACAGGGGGGAGGGAGACGGCGAACACAGCAAAAAAGACAGAGAAGAGAGGAGGGGGAGAGGUUAGUGUGUGAUGAGACUGUACUAUGCUUGGUAGCCUUGAUGCAAAAGUAAAGAGAUGACUAGAUGACCAGAUCCUGCAAACACCAGCAUCCUGUCCUGGAGCCUUGACAGGAGGGGGACAAGAACAACCAACACACAAUCAGAGGCGAAACACUCUUCAGCUAGACCCACAUCUUCUGGAUCAUGUCAUCUACUGGGUCAACCAACCACAACAAGCGUCUGGAAUGUAAGUAGACAGAAAUGUAGGUGAUGAAGAAGAAGUGUGAAGUAACUUUUUAAUUUACUUUUUAUCGUUGUAGUAAUUUAACUCUAAACUGUAUCAUCUCUGUGCUGAUAUUUCAUUCAGAUUUAUCGUGUAGUCUCUGAGGAUAAGAGUUUAAUUUAAAUCAGUGUGUGGUGCAGCAUAAUCAUAACUCAUAACCUCAGAAGCACCCUGAGCAUUAGUAAGCUCUUUGAUAAGAGGAAACCUCAGUGUGAGCUCUACUUCAUGUCAUGUGCAAUAUAGAAGGUGCUGCAUGGCUGUUGCAUAACUUUUAUUGGCCAGUGCACCCAAAGGAUUCAUUAAAUCAUUACUCACUUCAAAAUCUCAAAUUACGCAUCCUUGCUCAUAAAAAAUCUGGUCAAAAAUCUCAUUGUUUAAAGUAAUAAAAGCAGCCAGGGGGGCAUAUCUCCUUAACUAAAUUAGCCUGACAGCGCAGUCGGAGGUACGGCACUGCUGAUGCAGAUGAGGUUUAAUCACAGUGAAAGGAUAACAACUACUUCUCAGGGUCUGACUAAGCUAGUUGGAGAAUGUCUUAAAAUAGAAACAGGAACAACUCACUGCUACCUGCUGCCAAAAGGGACCAGCGUCUUGAAUUUUUAAAUCGAACUAAUGACCUCAAAUGAGCUGUUCUGGCAUUUCUGUGUCAAAUAACUACUCACUGCUCUAUUAGUGAAUGUGCAGGGGUUUUGUAGCAAAGACAGAGCACUACAUAUUAGAUCUAUGGAAGUGAAAAAAAGCCCUCUAUGACUGACCUGGGGGGGUUAUGUUUGCAUUUAGCCCUGAGUGAGGAGCCUUAAUGGCUUUUGGGAGGGUAAUGUCCAGGGGAUACACUAUCAGAUCAGACACUUAUGGAGAUGGUGGUCAGGCAUGGUUCAAGAUGUAAUCGCAGCAUGAGAGUCAUGUGAAGCUGGAGAUGAGAGUGACAUCAUGUAACAGAUCCAGGCUUAAUCUGAAGGAUGUGUUGUGGAGUAUAUGCAGCACAACUCCACGACAAUGGCAGUGGUUCAAGUUGUGGCGUCAUAGAUGACCUGUCUGGGUUUGUUUUCUACUACAUGGCGGUGUGUUUAUGGAUGUGGGGGGAGGUGGCUGUUGUGGUGCAGUGAUCUCACUCAUAAAUGAUUUAUGCUUGACGGGCUGCCGUGGCUACGAGGGGCAGCAGUGGAGAGAGAUUGGCCCGGUAAAUACAAGCAGGACAACCUAAAAAUGAUGAGUGUUUUCGACUGCGAGGUGGGUGACACCAUCAUCACAUCCUGAGAAGGGGGGGGGGGGGCGGCGAGGAACUGUAAGAGAGGCGGCGGGGAGGGGUUUGAGAUAGAUGGGCUGUCAAAUCUGACCGUCCAUGCGGUGUAUGCUAGCCCACUUUCUCACACACAAACACCCGGCCCCUCUGAGAACAGAAAGAUGAUCAUGGGAUUUCUUUCUGCCUUCCUCAUGGGGAUUGAACGCCUCACCAUGUGACUCUUUGGCUCAAUAGGAACAUUUGUUCCCAGCUUCCAGUACACUUCCCAGGAGCCUUGAUGUAUGACUGCACCACUUGCAUGACACAGAGCAAUCCAACGGCGCAUGUGUCUGAUGUUCCCGUCAUGGCAAAAAUGCCGAUAGAGCACAUGGAGAGGAAGCAGUGGAGGAAAGAUAAUUGCACAUUGCAUUCUGGAGCAGAAAAAAACACAAAUAAUGAUAUGAUUGUUGAGUUGUUUUCUGCGUUUCAAUCCAGAAGGAAACACAAAGUGUGGAUUAAAGAAAGCAAAGCGAAGCUGUGAAAGUGGCAAAGGGAUCAGACGCCUAAAGAAUAAUCAGACAGAUGAAAAAAAAAAUCAUGUGAUUCAGCUCAGCUGUCACCCCUGGCCCUGCACCACACAACCCCACCCCCUCUGACACACACACACACAAACACACCUCAUUGAAAUCUGUUGUUAUGGCCUUUCAUAUGAAAAGAGCCUGAAAGCAAAGUGCCAAAAAAGAGUCAGGAUUAAUGAAAGGAAUGAAAUCAACAAAGAAGAUUAAAAAAGAAGAAAAAAUAGGUGUUUUCCUGCAGUUUCCAACCCUGUGGAGUAUUUUUUUUAUUUUUCUAAACAGACAACAAUUGGACUGAAACUGCACGGCAUCACUACACUUGUGUAUUUGUCGCUGAGGCAAGCAGACCCUGCAAAGCCCUUUUACCUCAAAUCACUGACUCCACAGAUACUUCAUAGCAGAAAUAAUGCAAAGCAGGCUCAUGUUACAUAACAACACACUUCUCUUUCCCUGAUCAUUUUCCUCCUUUUCUUUAUUGUGUCUUUCCCUCUACCUUUCCCCUUUCUUCCUUUCCUAGCCAACACAAGCAGCCUACAUUCCUGUACACACACACACACAAGCCUGUAAGCUGUGCUGUCAUGCGCUCCAGUACAGUAGGAGUCUGCUGUUGUUGGGUGUGCAAGUUGAAGGAUUGUACCACCAUUAUGUAACAGUAAGCCCAGGGUAAUUAUGGUUCAGAGCGGGCUAAGAUGGAGCGGGGGUUUCUGGGUAGGGGGCAAAGGUCCUGUCACAGAUAACAAGUGUGAAAGAGAUUUAGAGGACUGCUUUGGAAAUAUAACAGUCUGUGAUGUUUUUCUUCUGUUUUAGUCGGAUUUGAAGUCUUUUCUUCAUCAGCCUGUCUGUGUAUCAAUAAUGAUAAUGAUAAUGAUAAUGAUAAUAAUAAUGAUAAUAAUAAUAAUAAUAAUAAUAAUAAUAAUAAUAAUAAUAAUAAUAACAAUAAUAAUAAUAAUAAUAAUAAUAAUAAUAAUAAAAACAUCAAGAGAUGUAAUAAUUAUCCAGAAAAUUACAAGAAAUAAUAAAGGUCCAGAAAACACAAGAAAAAAUUUUGUUUAGAAACAAAAGAGUUAAAAAGAAGUAUAAAAGAAAGAGUAUUCAAGCCACAUUAGAGAAAACCUUUUUUUUAAUCUUAAAUUUUGUUUUUAAGACUUAUUUUUUUUUUUUUUUUUAGAUUUACACAUUCUUCAGAGUAAUUUUUCACAUGGAACAAAGUCAUAAAUAAUUAUGUCAAUAAUUGAUGAUGUGCCAAAACAUUAGGAACAAGUUAUUAAGAAUCUUCAUGAUCCUUAUUUUGGCAUGGGCAGCUGGCUGCUCACUGUAAAACCAAACUCCAACCUUCUCACGACUUUGUUAUCAUAACUAGAUAACUUUAUUCUUAAAUAUCAUGACUUUACAACUUUUUUUUUAAACACAAUAUGACCACUAGUGCUAGUCUUAGGUCCAAGGUUUUUUAAAGUGAUAUCAGUCAUCAAUACACAGCCAAAGUCUAACAAUUACAUGUUUUUCUUGUCUUUUUAUGAUUUUAUUCUUUAAAGUUGUUGCGUAUUUGUUGUUCUCCUCUUUCAUAAGCUGUGCCCCUUGAUAUCCUGAAGCAAACACUUUCAUAACACAACAACAGUCAGUCAUAACAGCCUGUCUUUGUUCCUCGACACUCCUACAGUCUUUGCAUGUGGUCUGUGUUAUAUAGGCUACAUGAGAGUACAGCAUUCUGAAAACUUAACUCAUGAUUUAUUUCUGGUUCUUUGACGAUAGCUGAUCUAAAGUUAAUUUUCUCACUGUUUUUUGCUUCUCUGACUCCUGAUAGACUCAAACUUUCUUCUGUGUCAAGUGCAAAUAAAUAACCUCAAAUCUGAGAUUAAAAGUGGGAAAAACUCACAGACCAUGCAGACCGAUAAGGAUAGUUAACAGCCAAUAACCUCUGUUAGAAGCAGGGGGCUGCCCCUGUAGGGGUUCUGCACCGCAUCUGGGUCUCUUCAGAAGCUUGGUUUUAAUGUAACUUUAGCUGAUUUGCAUGGAGGCCUCCUACACGUCUUCUACAGAAGGGUGGAAGAAAAGUUAGAGGUUAUGUGGAUGAGUCAGGCUUUUACAUACAAGCUUUUCUCCCACGUAGGAGCAGACAGAUGGAGAUGUGCAGUUGAACGGGUGCGUGUAUGUGGGUUGGGUAUGUCCACUGUUAUCUUGACUUGAAUGGUGAAAUCAGAGGAAAGAGAGAAACCCCUAUAAGGUCAGCUAAACUAUUUAUAUAAGUAGUGUAGUGUAACUUUAUUAUCAGACGCCUCAUCAGAUGUAGGCUUUUGCGACAUAUAACAUCUUAUGUGAUCGUCCCAGGCUGAAACAUUUACGACAGUAUAAAGUUAACACACCUAUGUCUCCUCCUGUUGUGAACCAUAAAGACAAAAUACUGCUGUGACAGGUGAUAACAUAUCAUUAUGCAUUAUGGAACUGAUGCAUCAGUGAGUGCCAAUCCACAACUGAUGAAGCCAUAGAAUUACUGCCAUGCCCCGAAGCUUUCAUUUGUCAUCGAUGUAACAUCAGACCCCUCUGGUCAUUACAGUUGAAGCGAAUUCCUGUGACCAUUUUGAACUAGACAGUCACAGCUGUGGCAGGUUACAUGACUGUUGUGUAAGUGACCUUUUUUUUUUGGUAUUAAAUAAGUAAUUAAAAUGGAAAAAUGAACAUUUGCAAUGUAAUGUAUAAAGAUAAGAACUAAUGGUAACACUUUACAAUAACCAUAACUCAUAAAUGGUAAUUUAUUAAUGUUUAAUCAUCAUUUAUAAAUAGCAUAUAGACCAUUAAUGAAUUGUAAAUUUUACAGUUUUAAAAACCUAACCCUAACUUUACAGUAACCAUCUAAGUAAUGUUAAUAGGUGGUUUAUAAACCACUUAUUGAUCAUUUACAAAGUGUUACAAACAUCAGUUGCAACUUCACAAAAAUCAUCUAAGUAAUGUUUAUAGAUGGUUUAAAAACCAAAUAUUAACCAUUUACAAAGUGCUACUGACACACAUUUUAAUCUAGAUGUUUAACAACCAAUAUUUAAACCCUAUAUAAACCUUUAAUAAAUAGUCCAUUAAUAUUUAACAAAAAUUACUAAUCAUAAUUUCAUUGCUUGUUCAUGCUAAAGUAACUAUUAACUUACAUUAAUAAACUAUCUAUUUGCCAUUUAUAAUUAGUCUAUAUGGUGUUUUUAAAUGAUGAUUAAACAUGAAUAAACUAUCUAUUUACCAUUUAUAAAUUAUGGUGAUUGUAAAGUGUUACCAAAAUAACUGUCAUGAUAGAAAACAUAAUUGUGUGUUUGAGUUUUUCAUAUUUGACCCAUUAUUUGAAUGGCAGAUGCAGGUGUUAUGGCAUAUGUUGCAGCUCGUGUUUGGGAAAGGGGGAUCUUUUUUUUUUUGUCAUGAUGUCCAUGAGCUGAAUUAUGACAGACAGAUCAUUAUUGGGUGAGUUUUCCUCUAAUAACAUUAUGAUUCACCGUUAUCGCACCAAAUAAUUGUAAGAAAAGAGUCACAAGGACGUCAUGGAUGGCUUUGUUAGGGCACUGAGUAAUAAAACUCCAUUACAUAUAAUCUGAAAUUGUGGGCUAUGAAUUUUACAUGUUUUUAACUCUACUUUUACCACAGCCCUCCUACAAUAAUUAAAUAAUAAAUGUAAGUUUAGCAGUUUUUAAAGAUCAGGAAUUUUUUUGUUUUUUUUUUAAACAUGUAUCUUAGAUUUCUUGAAAAAUAAAGGUUAGAUCAAACUUUUUGGUAAAUUUGUCUUAGUAGUAUUCAACUCUUAACACUCAUUGAAUGGUUUGUUCAUGAAGUGUUGUCCAGAACUACUAAAAUACCAGCCAAAGACACUCUGAACCCCUGAGACGUUAUCUGCCUCCACAGACAGCCUGUAUGACGGUAUAAAGGCCUGUCAGUUUCGCAUGAGAGUGGACACUCACACCCUCAGGGCUGUGACAGAGUGACUGGCUGCGUCUCCAGAGACAGAACUGUCUGAAGAGGAAGAGGCAGUUGGCUGAGACGUGUUUUUGUUACACAAAAGAAGAGCAGCUCUGAGACAGUCUGACACACACUGGUGAAGUUUCGGGAAUGUUCUUACUGUGCUUGUUGGAUCUAUCUGCUGGCUUCAUGCUAACAUGUUAGCCAUGCAUGUUUAAUGUGCAUGUCACACAUAUCAGAGCAUAAACUUAAAGGAUGCAUAGAUAGAUCGAUGUUCAAAAAUACAUGGCACUGUAGUUUCUGUGCUCAGAUUCAAACAUGCACACAUGCACAUAAACACACACAAACACUGAAACUCUAGUGACAUGAGUCAAAGUGUCAGUUCAGGGAACCCAAUGGGGGAAAGCACAAUGUGUGCUGCAGAGUGUGCGCCAUGGUUACACAACCACAGCUGGUCAGCAUGGCAGAGGUUGAUGCUGGAGGUAAACCUAAGGGCAGAUGCUCUCAUGUUUUUCUUAUUCAUGCAAUGAAACAAAAAGAAAUAUCAUAGUAGCAUCACAUAUUACUGGUUUAGGUUUCCUUUGGGAUUUUGUGGUUUGCGAAAGCUACACUCCCUUUUCUGGACCCCCAACUGAAGCUGAAAUUAACAAAUCACAGCUGAAAACGGCGCAGAGCAUUUUGACAACUUGGAUGCAUUGAAUUAGGUCAGACUUUCAACACAGUGAAACUUCGUCUUUGUCUUGAGAGAAGUAACAAAGCUCAAAGAAAUGUGUGAUGAUAACUGGAGUGACAAAUAAAAAGAGAAAAUAUUUUAGAAAACAAAUGUGCAGAGACUCUUUUUAAACCCGAAUAUACUGGUUCAAACACUUUCAGACUUUACAACUCUUCCGUGAAUAGUAGAUAACUUUUAGAGACAUGACAAAUGAGAUGACAGACAACUUAAUUUCCCUUCGAGGAUCAAUCAAGUUAUUCUUAUUCAUAUUCUUAUUAUUAGAUAACCAAAGCGUUUCCCAUGUCAGAGGCUGGAUAAUUUAUUUUUCUCCUUGGUGAUCAACUCAUAAAACACUGACAGCUUUUGACGGGUGAUUAAUAUUCAUUUAAGGCUCGGCAACCACAAACAAAAAAACAAUCAUGGGAGCUGACUACACAUGCCUUUUUGUCGUAAAUUAAGAGGAGAUAAGCUUUCAAAGCGUUGGGUUUGGUAAAGCAAAAUCUGGCAACAGUUUAGUUCAUGGCUGGCUUAAUAUGUGUGCGUGGAGGGGGAAGUUAAUCACGCAAAUAACUCUGACAGUAAAAUGACAAUAAAGGCGAAUAAGAUCAAAAUUACAUUGAGGAUCCCUGAAUAGUCUUAAUGGAAAUGUCUCAGUGCUACAAAUGGAGCUAAGGCGAUGCAAGUCAAGUUACAUGUUCAUCAUCAUCAUCAUCAUCAACUUCAUCCUUGUUAUCAUCAUAAAAAUAAAGGAUGGAUUAUUCCUAUCCCUGCACUGUUAAGAAUAAGGAAAUAACUCCAGUUUUGCCUUUUUAAAUGAUGAUUUAACUCUAAGAGAAACUAAAUUAGAAGAAAGUGGAAGUGAAAAGUGAUUUUGUGUUUCCCGUGUGCAUCUUGUGUUCAGCAGAGACAGAUAACUCUCAGAGACUGUUGCGUAAUGAUUCGGCUCAGCACCUGAAGAUGAGAGAGAGACAGCGCUUUUUUGAGGAGGUCUACCAGCAUGACAUGGAGAACUACCUGCCCUCCUCUCACCUGCAGAUCGACUGCAGGAAACGUACGUAGUUGUCUUAGAUUUAUACUUACAUGGCUUUGUAUGUUAAGAUUAACACAUUGUGUAAUGCUUCUGUUUGCUGUUCUGUUUCUGUGCAGCCCCCAUGGGAAGUAUCUCUUCCAUGGAGGUGAACGUGGAUGUUUUAGAGCAGAUGGACCUGAUGGACAUCUCUGACCAGGAGGCCCUCGAUGUGUUCCUCAAUUCAGGCUCUAGUGUGGAUGAAGGAUCUCUGGCAUCUCCACUACCAGGUGCAACAAUUGCAGUUGGGCAUACUGACACAUGUAUUUAUCUAACCCUUUAAUGCCUUUUGUAUCAUAUUUGAUACAUACUUUUAUGAAACUUCUAUCAAAUCAAUAUGAUCAACAAAUUACUUUAAAGAAAAACACCUGAAUACAGUCUGAUAAAUGAUAAAAAUGUCCUCUUGUGGUUUAUCAGUUUUUCCAAAAACAUCUAAUUAAAAUUAAAUUAAAUUAAAUUAAAUUAAAAAUCUAAAUUAAAUUAAAUUAAAUCAAAUUUAAAUUUAAAUUAAAUUAAAUGUAUCAAACGAGAUAAAUUAAUAUAUUUGUUAAAUUUUAAGGACAUUUUGAUUUUUUUGGCAAACAAAAAUAUCAAAACAUUUCAGUGCCAAAAAAUUCAAUUUUCUGGCCAUAAUUUGUGGUUUCAGGCAUUAAAGGAUUUAAAAAAAAAAAACAUUUCUUGAUCAAUUUUUAAUAAAUGGAUAGGUUGGAUCUUCUGUUGCUGAAUUAGAUUGCUGUUGACCCUGACCAUUAUUGUGUUAGUCAGUCAUUUUAGCAUGGAUAUGUUUAUAUAAGCACACAUAAAUAUAAUAUGUAAGCAUAUACAUACAUUGAGUAACCUACUUUGUUUAAACUAGUAUUUAAAAGUUGCAUCCUACUAACAUAAUAAGUACUUUCAGAGGGAGAAGAUGAAGAAGAUGAAGAGGAGGAGGAGGAUGAAGAGGCAGAGGUCAUGUACAGAGAACGUGCACCUUUGAAACGGCAACAUGAUGUGCAACAGGGCUCCAAAUCUCGCCUGUCCUCCACAUCGUCCGGCUCCAGCGACACCAGCGAGGGUGGAGUCGACACACCCGUGAUCCAGUCCGACGAUGAAGAAGUCCAUGCGGACACCCUGCUGCUCACCUCCGUCCCUCAUACUAGGGAUGAAGAAACAGAGGAGGAAGAUGAGGAGGACAAAUGCCUUGGGACUAAAUCUUGUUAGAGACUGAACUUUACUGACAGUAGAGAAAAUGGAGAAGGCGAGACGUGUCUGAAAUCAUUGUCACUCUAUUUCCUCUUUCGGAGGGAAACCCUAGCAUGGUCGACCUGGCUGUCAUUUUUUUUCUUUUGAAUGUUUCCAGAAAAUCUUUCCUAAUACCUGUUAAGUGCUCUGUUAAAUGUAGCUAUUGAGAAUCUUAGCAAUAGGGACAUUCAUGAGCAUGAGUCAUCCCUUUUACAUCCACACAUCGGUUAUUGCAGAGGUUAAAUAAUGUCACUUCAAGUUUGAUUCUUCGUACUGCCGCAGAGAAACCUCUUUCAGGCUUGUUUUUGCACUCCGGAGCACAGGUGAAGGCUGCGGUGCAUCUCAGCUCUACAGUCUUUUUAGGCGAGACUCAAGUGAAAGGAACCAAAAAGAGUCGGAGUCUGAAAAUUGAAGGACAAUCUGCACUUAAAAUCUUAAAAUAAUCCUUUUGAUUUUUUCGAAUUUUAAGAUUGAUUAAUACCAAAUCCAUCUCCCACAUGACACAGCUCCUGCUCCAUAUGUUGACUUAUGGCUGAAUAUAAUUUAAAUGAAGACAUCAGACUGAAGGUUCUUGACUGCAGGGCUUAAACAGCGAUCCAGUCUAGUCAAGUACUCAGAGAUAAUUGCAAGAUUAAUACGUCUUGAUGUUUUUCUUUUUUAGAUGAGUUAGAUGAGAUUGUUAUUCUGUUGUUGGAAGUUAUCAUGACUGUAUUGCCAUGUGCAUGUGCUAACUAUGUACAGUAUCAUGGAUGGACCUGUGUUUAUACCUGCAUGCUCUUUUGUUCUCGUGAGUGACCUGAUUGUGUGUUUUCAGUUACGUGGCUACAAAGAGUUGCAUUAACGAACUAUGCAGGAUAAAGGACUAAAUGCCAAGUUACACCUCACCUACAAGUGACAUGUGUUGGAUCAAUGUGACCCCGCGUAGCUUGUGUGGUUCAGCUUAAGAAGAUUAUUGUUUCUUGUGUGCGUGUGUGUGUUUGUAAUGAGCGUCGUUUUGGUGAGUUAUGACGAGGGCGUGUGGACGCGAGGGUGUGGAUGGUUCACGAUGAAAGAAGUGGAAGGAUGGUUGAGUCGACUUUUGGGCGUCAAAACAAACUGUUUUGAAAGUGUCGAUCAUGAUGUGUGUCUCCAGCCCUUUUAAAAAUCAUUCAAGGAGUAUCAUAAAAUAAAACUGAAUUGAAGAGACAUUUAAAAGAGUUCAA
Messenger RNA from Xyrichtys novacula (pearly razorfish), 18508 nucleotides. Lineage: Eukaryota; Metazoa; Chordata; Actinopteri; Labriformes; Labridae. The record is from the annotation of a GenBank genome assembly.